CAUGUUCAGAGUCCGAUGUGUACAGAAGUCUGAACUCUGUAGAGGGAAAUAGCUGGAGUAACUGCAGUGCGGUAGAUAUAGGUUAGCUGGGUUAGCUCAGUGUGCGGGUACAGUAAGAGGAUCUGAGGAGGAGGAGGAGAUGUGUGAGGUGAAGAGAGAGGCAGUGAGUGUGGGGUCUGAGCAGCGCUGUGUGGAGAGAUGGACGCUCUGCUCUAAGAGUCUGAGUGUAGAGAUCCUCUCUAUAGGAGCGGUUAUAACCUCCAUAAACACACCUGACCGGAGUGGACACAGCGCGGAUAUAGUGCUGGGCUUCGCUGAGCUAGAGAGUUAUCUCACCAAUCCACGCUACUUUGGUGCUGUAGUGGGACGAGUUGCUAACCGGAUAGCCAAAGGCCAGUUUGAGAUUGACGGAAAGGUUUAUAAACUGGCCAUCAAUAAUGGACCCAAUGCUCUGCAUGGUGGCCUCAGGGGCUUUGAUAAGGCUGUUUGGACCUGUGAGGCUGUGGACAACGGGGUCAAACUGAGCCACUCUAGCCCUGAUGGAGAUGAGGGAUAUCCUGGCAACCUGAAGGUUUCUGUGACCUAUACACUGAAUGAAAACACAUUGAGUGUGUUGUACUGUGCCCAGACUGACAAAACCACACCAGUCAACCUCACCAACCACUCUUACUUCAACCUGGCUGGACAGGGCACACCAGAUAUUUAUGACCAUGAAGUGACUAUAUCAGCUGAGGCCUACCUGCCUGUCGAUGACACCAUGAUUCCUACGGGAGAGAUAAAACCAGUGGAGAAUUCCCUUUUUGACCUCUGCAAACCUGUUCUUCUUGGAUCUCGACUGAAGGAGCUUCCUGGGCCUGGGUUUGAUCACAACUUUUGCCUUUGGUUUCCAGGACAGCCAAAACAAGAAAAGAAAUGUGCAAGAGUGGUGCAUCCUGGGACAGGACGUGUUCUGGAGGUGAGCACCACCCAGCCUGGUGUUCAGUUUUAUACCUCCAAUUUCCUGGAUGGAUCAUUUAAAGGGAAAGGAGGGGCGUCUUAUCCUAAACACAGUGCUUUUUGUCUUGAGACCCAGAACUGGCCAAAUGCUGUUAAUCAGCCCCAGUUUCCUGAUGUUCUGCUGAGACCAGGAGAAGAAUACAAUCACACUACACACUUCACUUUCUCAGUGGUAUAAUGAUUUAACCCCUUGGACUGUAGAGUUGAGAAUUAUUAUUAAACAGUAGCUAAAAUUAAACUUGUUUAGGAGAGGAAAAGUUUUGAGUCUACACCUGCCAAUAUGCCCUUACGAGUUUAAAGGUUAAAAAAAAAAUUAACCACUUUCAGUACACACUAAUGUGUGUAUAGUGAUGUGUGCCAAAACUGAUCAUAAAGUGUUGUCUCAAAGGAUAUAUUUGGGACACUUACACCUGUGUUACUGGUAAAUGUGUUAUCUCAAGUCAGACAUCUCUGUGUGAGGUCUGAUAGUGGAUGCCAGAUGGAGGUGAAGUUUGGAAAAUUUCAUUUCCAAAGUUCCACAAAAUCACGUGUGUAACAGGAAUAGUUUAUAAGCCCUAUACGGGCGGGAUUAGUUUCUCAGGGGUUGCUGAGGUAAUUGUUUCAUUUAUGGGGCAAUUUUAUUCCUGUCCAGAACAAACAUGUAUCUGUUUUUCUCAAGACGUCCUCCAAAAAAAUUACUGGCUGAAUUACCUGCUGUUUUUUUGCUGAACUCUGUGGUCCUCUCUGAGUUUCGGCACCUCACAUUUAUUAAAAUAGCUAUUUGUCCACUGCCAUGCACCGUAAUUACACUUUGGGCACAUGUUUCUAUGGAGCUCCACGUAAACACAACAGUGAGUGGAAAUAGAUGAGCUACUGAACGCGAGGUCAUGUGACGGAGAAAGCCAAAAAACUCACUGCUCCUCCUGUUUUUUCAAUUGCAGUUUUUCACAGAUGUCCCCCUGAGAAACGAAUCCCUUCCGGAUAGGGCUUUAGAACUCCCAUCCCUUCCCACCCACAGAGGAACAGUACAGUGGAUGGUAAUAAUCAUGACUGGCGUUGGCUGGUUAAAAUUGUCAGUGCAACAGGCAAGUACAUCCGCAUUCAAUGCAGAAGGCUUACAGACAUAUCCCAAAGGUAGUGCAGCGUGCUUUAGCCUCCAUGAUACAUUGCAAACAUCAUGGGACACAAUACUAGUCCCCAUCUCCUGACUUUUGGCAUUUUAUUCGGUAUGCCAGGCUUGCCAAACGAAGGGUAAUUCUUUGUCACCUACACUACAAUGUGUAAAAAUCAAGUACAGAUGAGCAUUAUAAAGGGAUGAUUAGUUGUGUUACACAAGAACUUUGCACUUUUUCUUUUCAUCUAUAGCACAUUCCUGUCUUACUAAUAAGUAAUGUCUAUGAAACCAGAAAGAUGCCUUAUUAAUGUAAUUAGCAGUUACCUGUUUAUCUCGGUGCACAGUUUAUAAAUAAAGUAAAUCAGAAACA
This is a messenger RNA of Astyanax mexicanus (Mexican tetra), 2459 nucleotides long. It is a transcript of the gene galm, whose product is annotated as galactose mutarotase. The record is from RefSeq and is a predicted model, not a curated record. NCBI's taxonomy places the organism in Eukaryota, Metazoa, Chordata, Actinopteri, Characiformes, Acestrorhamphidae. Bases 140 to 1174 code for a protein of 344 amino acids. The transcript has 7 exons. Gene Ontology annotation, biological process: beta-D-galactose catabolic process via UDP-galactose, Leloir pathway; glucose metabolic process. Gene Ontology annotation, molecular function: aldose 1-epimerase activity; carbohydrate binding.